Molecule: messenger RNA, 576 nt
Organism: Cetraspora pellucida
Lineage: Eukaryota; Fungi; Glomeromycota; Glomeromycetes; Diversisporales; Gigasporaceae
Source: the annotation of a GenBank genome assembly
AUGGUUGAAGUCAUGAUAUCUCAUUCUGGCAAUAGAGACCUUCAAGUUGCAACUCGAGAGAAUGAUAAGAGCAAAAGUGGAGAGACUUUCAUAAAAUCACUUACGAGGAUGAAGACCUAUGCUGAAAGCCCGGCCAUUUACUUAACUGUUGUAGAAGACACCUCUACCCAGGAUCCAGGACCCGCAAAACAUGAACAAGCCCGGGAAUUUUUUCGUCAAGAGAAAGGUCUCUUCACGCAAGAUACAAAAGAGUUGGAAGAAACCUCGUAUGAACACCAACCUACCUAUGAAGAAGUAGAAGUAUAUCAAAUGGAUGUUGACGACUCCAUGGAUGAUAAAAUGAGUUGGAAUAGGUAUGGAAAUGAAGAUGAUCCUUAUGACCCUGGAUAUGACACAACUAUCACCUUGGAGAAGUGCAUGUACCUGCUUAAGAACAUCCUUGCUGAACCCAAAAAAGAAGAUCCGUAUAACUGUCUUGAUGAAAACUUACAAAGACCUCCAAGAAAUGAGGAUCGAUGGACUAUAGAAGAGGCCUACAUGGUGGACAACUACUUCGAAAUCGAGCCUGAAGAAUGA